Messenger RNA from Pomacea canaliculata, 3192 nucleotides. RefSeq names its product nucleolar pre-ribosomal-associated protein 1-like. Gene Ontology annotation, cellular component: nucleolus. NCBI's taxonomy places the organism in Eukaryota, Metazoa, Mollusca, Gastropoda, Architaenioglossa, Ampullariidae. The record is from RefSeq and is a predicted model, not a curated record. The coding region runs from base 135 to 2618 and encodes 827 amino acids. Gene Ontology annotation, biological process: maturation of LSU-rRNA from tricistronic rRNA transcript (SSU-rRNA, 5.8S rRNA, LSU-rRNA); maturation of 5.8S rRNA from tricistronic rRNA transcript (SSU-rRNA, 5.8S rRNA, LSU-rRNA). The transcript has 12 exons.
UCUGCCUUAUUUGACCCAGAAAGAGAAGAAACUUCAGAUGAUGUCCUUUCAACAGUUGGUGCAAGUACCAAAUCUAGUCCUGAGCUCGAGCUUUUUUCAGAGGAAUAUUCGUCAUUAAUUUGGACUUCUUCAACAUGUGUGUUGGACAUUCAGAGUUUCUAAUGGUUAUGAAGGGUGGGGAACUACAGGCUGUCAAGGACGAGCUGGUGUGGCUUUUGGUGAUGCUGCAGCAACUAGAGAAAAAGUGCUGCUCAGUCCUAUCUUACAACAUUCUUAUGGCUGCUUAUGGGGCUUCUCUAUCACUAACUGAUCAGCGGAUUUUGUUCUUGGUGGCAGCAUGCGAGAAGUAUGGAGGAUCUAACAGAAAGUUCAGGCCUGUGCUCUGGGGAGAUGCUGCAGUCAGUUAUUUAGAAGUAAAGCAACACAUGGGGCCCUCAUUGAUAGAAACUCUGAAGCUGAAGCAAGUUGUGGACCACAUAGACCCAUCCAUUAUGGAAGCAUCUGUACUUCAUUUUCCCUUGCUCCGCACUGCAGAUGGCAAACAGACCAAAAGUGCUGAAAAGUUGAUGUCUCAAGCCUGUUGUUACGACCCAUGCUUUUUCCUCCCUUUGUUCUGUCACUUUCUGGGACCAGAACAUGUUGUUGAGAUCCGUCCAUUCAUCAACAACAACUGCCUUGGUCUAGUCUUUGCUGCCUUGAGCAGCCAUGAAGCAGGAAUGCGAAAACUUGCCUUUCUAGCUUUGGCCAACCUUUAUACUCAUAUAGAGGGUGCUCAUCAUCUGCCAGAGAAGAGCUUGCUACUGGCAUUUUUGGAACUUUUGCGGAACAGCCUUUCUAAAGAGAACCAAAAACUGUCCUGCACUAUUUCCCUCUUCCUUGCCAGGGCAGUCAAGAUUAUCAGUGACCCAGGUCAUAACAUGUACUGUGCCAUCCAGUCGUUCCUGCUUCUGAAGCCAGCUCUAGAUGUCAGCAGUGUACCAGAGUUCUACAAGUUUUUCAACAGCCCCAUCCCACUGGAAAGAAGUUGGCUGCUGCAGCUGCUUCAAGAUGGACUUAGAGAUACCAGUGAUCACCGUGUGUUUGAACGUCGCUAUUUUUUCAAGCUUGUUACAUCACAUAUUAGCUCCAGUCUUGGUGAUCUUAAAACUGUGCGUGGAGCUUUGCAAGUCCUCAUUAAAGGCUGCUCCAUAGCAACUGUUGCCAAGGACUGGGUUGUUGAACAUGGCUUGCUGCCCUGGUUGACUUCCUUCAUCAGAGAUUAUCUGCAGGACACAGCUGAAGACUGUCAACUGAUUAGUCAAGUACUGCACCAACUUUGGUUUACUGUGCGCUUUGGCACCUCUAGAGUGUGGUGGCUGUCACUCCCACGACUUGCCCGAAGCUUACUAAAGAGUUCCAUAUUAGCAUGCGUCCACCUUGUGUUGUCCAAAUCCAGUGCUUUGAAUAAACAGUCUCUAGAAUGGCUUUUGAGGAUUUUGCACAACCCAGAACAUCCUAAUCUGUCUGCAGUCACCCAGCCAACACCCAGCCUUGUAGCCAUGGCCUUGUGGCACCUUGGUCAUCUGGGUCAAAGCCAGGAAGCUGCUCUUGCAGCAGAAGUGGCUAGGCAGCUGUCCUUUUCCCAUGGUUUCCAUUUGCCCAGCUCAGCACAUGCCAAUGCUGCAGGACGAACAGCUAAAAGGAAACUUGAAAAACUUGAUGGCAUGACUAAUGCUACAGAGAAAGAUAACCUAGCCUAUGUUUACAGUCUCACACUGUCCCUUUUGCUUGAAUGUGAUUUAACUUGUCAUAGUGACAACAGUGGGAUGGCUUUUUCGGAUAGUAAGGCAGCCAUAGUGGAGGCUGCUUGGACUGCUGCUAAAUGGGUGCUGAGUGAGUCUCGCUGUGUGCAAUCUGGCAGCAAACUGUUGACUUUGGUAACAUGGGUGGACAAGGUUUUGACAUAUAUUGUUGAAAGUGUGGAAGGAGAUAGAGAGCGUAAACUGAAAUUGAUCAAACGCUUACCAUCGUUUCUCACCAACCUUCUAAGCAGCUAUGCUGCAAUGGCAGAAACUUUGAAACCAAGCCUUCCUUACAUUGCACCAACAAGCACACAUUGUGUAUUUGAAGCUGUGGCACACCUGCACAAGCAUGUCGAUGUUAACAUCUAUACCACUACCCUAGAACAGUUGGUUUCCUAUUGGUGCUUCAGGUGUAGCAGGGAAAAGCAGGAGGAAAAAUCAGGAUAUGUUUCUUGUGGUGAACAAACAGGCUGUUCCCCCUAUGCAGCAGUUGUAGCUUGCCUGAACAAAACGGUGGUCCAUGUCCUGGAUGUCAUGCAUCAGUCAACAGAGAAUGACAAGCUACAAACAUCACCUCAAUUGCAGGCAGCUGCUUCAUUUUGGGAUGUGAUUCACUGGUGUCAGAGCUCAGACACAAAACUUCAUCAGGAGGUGCUGUUAGCAGGUUUGGUGGAAGCGUGUCUAAAAAGAACAGCACCUGCCAGUCCACUUAUCAUGAUGAAAAUUGUCACAAGUGGUGACAAGAAACCAAAGGGUGAUAAAAGAGAAGACAGCGCAAAAACACCAAAACUCAGGAAGGGAAUUAGAAAAUCUCUAAACAGAAAGAGUACCACAUGAUUUGCGUGACAGUUCCUUUUGGUGCUAGCCUGUGUUGAUUUCAUUUACCUUAGUACUAAAGCAAAAAAAUAUGUUGCCGUGAGCCUGCUGUUGAAGUACAUUUUUUUCCAUGCUUGUGUGUGAGUGUGCGCGCGCGUAUGUACCUGAUUGAAAUCUGUUGUUCGCUUGGUACCAGGGCUUCUGCUUACGCAAAAAAUUGCGUACAGUAAGCAUUAAAAGUUCAGAGGACCCCUUCAAUUUCUGUCAAUGGGGUCCCCUUCAAAUUUGGGCGAAGAACAGGGACCCCUUCUUCAGAUUUUUAAGAAGGACCCCAAAGAAUUUAGCCUUAGCAGAAGCCCUGCUUGGUACAAUGUCAAUAGCUGUAGCAAGGAUCCUUAAUCUUUUUCUUGAAAAACUAGCCAUGGUGAGCUGGCAUCAUUUACAUGUCAUUUACUUGUAAUCUAUCAAUCUGUUUUAAAAUCCUCAGUCACCAUAAAGAAGCAGAAUUUUAUCUCACUUUUCAUGAAACUGUCAACAGCCUAUAAUUUUUGUUUGUUUGUUAUUAUUUUAUUAUUAAAUAGCUUAUGGCUCUUAA